AAAGAAAAAGAAACAACUAUCUAAUGAAGAAAAUAUUCCCCUCUUUAUCCAAGGUCAAUUAGUAUUGAAAUCCUCUAGAAACAGUUCCGUACCGAUUUUCUCUUCUCUCAUAAUAAUAAUAAAAUUACUAAAUCUCGCUCGGCGCUCCCCAAUUCCAAACUGGUUGUAGGUUACAGAUUCAGCUAUAUCCACUUGAAUUUGCAAUUGUUUGUAAUUUGUCGGGGUACUGUACAAAUUGAUGGCUGCCAGCGCGAAUCCUCCGGCGGGUAAUAAUAGUGGUCAAGAAGGCAACGGCAAUGGGAAUGGCGCCACCACUAAUGGUCUCUCCGUUCCGGAAAACUCUGUGGUUGGCCCCACACAGGCGGCUCUACGACACAAUCCCGGCCUUUCUGUUGAUUGGACUCCUGACGAACAGUCCCUCCUUGAAGAAUUGCUCGCCAAAUAUGCAACAGAAAGCAACAUAUCUAGGUAUGCAAAAAUUGCAAUGCAGUUAAAAGACAAGACUGUUCGAGAUGUAGCACUGAGAUGUAGAUGGAUGUCUAAAAAGGAGAUUGGAAAGCGAAGAAAAGAUGAUCAUAACUCACGGAAAAAUAAAGACAAAAAGGAAAAGGUCACUGAUUCUAUGCCAAAAUCUUCUCAUGUGGCUAAUCGUGCAAAUGGUCCUCCCUAUGCUCAAUCUGUUAUGUCAAUGGACAGUGAUGACGGAAUUUCCUACAAAGCCAUUGGUGGUACCACUGGACAGCUUCUUGAGCAAAACGCUCAGGCAUUGGAUCAAAUAUCUGCAAAUUUUACUGUUUUUAAGAUCCAAGAAAACAUUAACCUUUUCACUCAAGCUCGAAACAAUAUCUUCACCAUCUUAAAUGACUUGAACGAUAUGCCAGAAAUAAUGAAGCAGAUGCCACCCCUCCCUGUAAAGCUAAAUGACGAACUUGCGAGCUUAAUCCUUCCACCUCGACCACCGUUGCCAAAUAAAUCAUGAGAUCCAUGAGGCUUGGGGAUACUGUAGAUGCUUCUAUCAGUUUACUGAAGAAUAAUAAACUAGUCAAGGUUAUUCCUGUGGAAAUAUGCAUCAAUAUUAGCUCCUUUUGGCUUGUUAGGACUCCAUUUGCUCAUCUUAGUUAAUAUCUAGUUUUGUGAUUUGCUGUUGAUUUACUUAAGUAGGUAGUUGAGCUAGCAUGUAAAUAUAGUUAGUGUAGGAGGGAUUCUUGUUUCUGUAAAUCAAUGGAUGCAAAUAAGUUCAGAUCCUAUGCUUUUGCUGCAAACUUGCAAUACACCAUUGCUAUGGACUAUUCAAAUUCUUUCCCUUUCAUAUGAGACAAGAAAUUGGAUAA
This is a messenger RNA of Solanum tuberosum (potato), 1331 nucleotides long. RefSeq lists its product as uncharacterized. Lineage: Eukaryota; Viridiplantae; Streptophyta; Magnoliopsida; Solanales; Solanaceae. The record is from RefSeq and is a predicted model, not a curated record. The transcript has 7 exons. The coding region runs from base 239 to 979 and encodes 246 amino acids.